AUGGACAAGCUCAAGAAAGUAUUCUCGCCCGGUCACUCCAAGGACGACGAGAUUUUGUACGGAGACUCCCAGACCAAAGCUCACGGAAGCACAACCCACCCAACAUCGCAGCAAGACUCCGCCAAGAUCGGCUCGGUGGGUGGAGCCGACAACAACAACACGGGCGGUGUGGUCAGCCAGAUCACCAAUCCUGAUGGCAACAAGUACGACGAGCAGCGAUUCGACGCCAGCCGCACUACUGGAGAUACCUCCUCGACUGUCCCAGUAACCGGCGGCAACGUGGAUCCCAACGCGAGGAUGUACACCGAGCCAGAUGCGAAGAAAGAGCACGGUGUCCUCCGACAAAUUCUCAACCCUGGCGGCGACAAGAGAGACGAUGUUGCGUACGGAAGCAAUGCUGCGGUGGUCGGAGAGGGAGCUCAUGCCGGACAAAGCAGCACCACUGGUGUUGCUGGAGCAGGUAUGCCUGUUUCUCGAGUCGUGACGGAUGAUGCUGCGAGUGCAAUGAGCGUCAAAUCGGGCGUUGAGGGUCCAUAUGCGGGAGAGGAGGCUGAUGCUGAGGUCGCAGGCUCUACGCAUGGAUCUGCUUUGCCAGUUGCCUCGACGAUGGGUGCUACUUCGACCCUGCCUGACCGAAGCGUGCCAGCAGGCACGAUCAGCGACAACCACAACGCCGCCGCUCUCGGCUCAGGCGCAGCGCUUGGUGCCGGCGCCGGUGUUGGUGCCUCGCAAUACAACCAGCCACAACCCAACGUCCUCGACCGCACUCACCCGCUCAGAGACGGGACCGGCGCUGGAGCUGAUCACAUCAACCCCGUUGGAGCACAAGGCAUCUCCAGCACCCAAACUGCAGCUCCGCUCCAGCCUAACGUCGUUUCGACCUACGGAGCCUCAAGCGGUGAGCGCGGCGUCGACAGCCAUAUCAACCCUGUCGGAGCUCCUUCCACGACUCACAUUCCCGGCGAUGGAUAUUCCGCGACUGGUCGUGACGCUUCGGCUGUUGGCGGCGUAGAUGGCGCAGGACUGACGGACAGCUCCGUCGCUCCUGUCUCGUCUGGCGUGGGCUCCCACAAUGAUGACUCCCACUUGCUCCGCAACACGGGCAUUGUCGGCGCCGCCGGUCUUGCCGGUGCGGGUGCUGGCACAGCUGCUCACUCUCAUUCCCACGACCACAGCAGACUUGGAGCUGCUCCCGCCGUCGCCGCCGGUCCUCCUUUGAGCCCAAUUGGCGGUCACUCCCAGCACUCUCACGGCGCCACCACUGGACACGACAGCCAUCUUGGCCGAGACGCUGCAGUCGUCGGAGGUGCGGGCGCUGUUGGAGCUGGAGCAUACGAUGCUACACGAGACCACAAUACUGCUGUCCCACACGACUCCGGGAUUGCCAACACCUCUUCCACCGUUGCUCCUCAAGUUCAGCAGCCGUAUGGUUCGCAGACCGCCCAUGACAGCCAUCACGGCGGAGACGCAGCUCUCGCUGGUGGAGCUGGCGCAGUCGGCGCUGGAGGAGCAUACGCUGCCACCAGGGACCAUGACACCACCGUCCCACACAACACUGGAAUUGCCAACACCUCUUCCACUGUUGCUCCUCAAGUUCAGCAGCCUCAUGGCUCGCAAACCGCUCAUGACAGCCACCUUGAUCGAGACGCUGCUCUCGUUGGUGGAGCUGGUGCAGUGGGCGCCGGAGGAGCAUACGCUGCCACCAGGGACCAUGACACCACCGUCCCACACAACACUGGAAUUGCCAACACCUCUUCCACUGUUGCUCCUCAAGUUCAGCAGCCUCAUGGCUCGCAAACCGCUCAUGACAGCCACCUUGAUCGAGACGCUGCUCUCGUUGGUGGAGCUGGUGCAGUGGGCGCCGGAGGAGCAUACGCUGCGACCAGAGAUCACAACACCGCUGCCACGGGUGCCUCGUUCGGCGGCGCCAACCCUGCAAUCGACCCUUCGCACGGAUCUGGACUGAGCCAAACUACCACGACCUACGGCGGAACUCACCCAGAGAUUGACAGCAAGCAUGGCCCAGCGACUGAGUCUCACAACACCUACGGUGGAACUGUACCAGACCAGCGCAAGCACGAGCCUGCUGCAGUCGGAGCUGGUGCCGCUGGCGUCGGCGCAGCCGGUGGAGCCGCCGCAGUCUACAGCGGCCAUGACGGUCUUCGCGAUGAUAAGCAUGAUCGUAAGCUCGAGAAGGCGCGUGAGGAGGAGGCCAAACACGGCGGCGACCACGGCGAGGAGAAGAAGCCUAGCUUGAUUCAGAAGAUCUUACACCCUGGCGGCAGCAAGGAGGACAAGCACGAUAAGCAUGACAAGCACGACAAGCACGACAAGCACGAGAAGCAUGAGAAGCAUGACAAGCACGACAAGCACGACAAACAUGACAAGCAUGACAGCCACGACAAACAUGACAAGCACGACAGCCACGAAAAGCAUGGCAGUGCACUCGCCACGCACGACCAGCAUGACAAGCAGGAACCACUUUACCGCGAAGACCUCGAGCACACUCCCGGCCUCCAGGACCGACACCAUCAUCAACAUCUAGAUUCCGAGGGCAAGCCCGUUCACGAGUCCAGCCACGGGCCCACCGAAGGCCAGCGUAGUCCAUUGACCAGCGAAAUCGGCCACGAGCACAGCGGUAGCCACCCUAAGACGGCAGUCGAUGAGAAGGGCCACACGAAGUUGCACAAGGAGCCUCCAGCGGGGCACCCCGCAGCUCAGGCUAAUACUGCUGGUGUUGCGGGUCCGGAUUGGGAGGCUGUGAAUCGCUCGGAUGCGACGUCUAGAAUUUGA
Molecule: messenger RNA, 2793 nt
Organism: Zymoseptoria tritici IPO323
Lineage: Eukaryota; Fungi; Ascomycota; Dothideomycetes; Mycosphaerellales; Mycosphaerellaceae
Exons: 4
Coding region: 1-2793 (930 amino acids)
Source: RefSeq, a predicted model, not a curated record